This is a messenger RNA of Soboliphyme baturini, 1161 nucleotides long. The record is from the annotation of a GenBank genome assembly. Lineage: Eukaryota; Metazoa; Nematoda; Enoplea; Dioctophymatida; Soboliphymatidae.
AUGUUCAUCGUGCGUGACAACAGCACCGAGUGUGACGGGGAUGCCGUGACGACGGGUGUGGUCGAUUUCGCCGAGGGCGUCGCCUACAAUGCCUCGUUGGACCCGCUGGUGUUCUUCCAGGAGAAAAUAUGCUCGGCGGUGGUCAUCGUCAUAAACAUUUUUGGCAUCUUCGGCUCGGUGAUGAUCUUCGUAGUGCUGUUCAGAAACACGUACGCGAAACACGAGGACUUCAGGAUCUUGCUGUCGUCGUCGUCCAUCGCAGACCUGUCCUUCAACGCGCUGUGCAUCCCGGUGACGCUGCUGUCCGUCUACCAGGAACGCACCGUCACGUCGGCACUGAUCGACACCUAUUUGGUGAUCAGUGCCUUCGCCGAGGCGUCGUCGCUGCUCAGCGACCUGCUGACCAUAGUGCUCAUGCUGACCAGGUACGUGUCCCUGCUGAGGCCGACCUACUGGUACUCGAAGUCGCUGAAAUGGAAACGCAGGUUCUGCGUCGCUUUGGUGGCCGUGUCUUGCCUGUUGUGCUCGGUGAAGCUUCGAGACGCGUGCCAGUUGCGUAGCGACCUGGAUGCGAACAACACCGCCAGCUAUAACUACGCGUUCCUGAAGUUCCUGGCCACCGAACUGACCGUCUGGAGCGUGACCAGUCUUCUGGUGAUGCCGGUUACGGUACUGUCCGUCAUGCUGUACCUGAUCAUGCACACCAUACUGUUGCUGCGACGACGGCUGCGCGUACAGGCGGCUCUGCAUAUCGACGAACCGUCCAACCGGUCGCUGACCAUCACCGACAACAAGACCGAACCGGUGGUGACGAAGCGACGCGAGGUGAUGGAACGCCGACUGCACGAGCACCGCAACACCACCUCGUUGAUCCUCCUCGGCGGCGUUAGCAUGAUACUGUGUCGAGCGUUCUGCAUCUUUCUGGCCGUUACCGUAUUCAUCUUCCACGAGCAGAUUCACUCCACCGCCAGUUGCGGAGUGGUCAGUCUGGAAAGCACCCGCUCGACGGUCACACACCUUUACGUCGCCGUGAUUCUGAGCACCAUUUUCGAAUGUAUCACGCGCUCCUGCCAGUUCUACAGCUACGUGCUGUUCAACGUGACGUUCAGAACUGAAUUUUGCAAGAUUUACCGUUCAGCCUGUGUCGGCGAAUCAGAAUGA